AUGGCCGCGAUGGCGGCUCCGAACCCGACCGGCGGCGCCGGCGAGGGCCUGCCCAUGCCCUCGCGCAACCCGCUCCCCCUCUCGGCCUCCCAGGAGGCACAGAUCAGAGACAUCUACUACGCGCGCGUGCGCAGUGCCUGCGCGCCCGAGAUCAAGGCGUUCGCAGACUGCGCCUUGAACAGGACCUUUACCGUCUCUUUCGUCUGCCGUGAGCAACUGCGCGUGAUGAACGGGUGCAUGAAGUCGCACGCAACGGCGGCGGAGCAGGAUGCCGCCCGCGAGGAAUGGUUCGCGAAGCGUCUUGAGAGGCAGAAGGAGCGCGAGCGCAAGGCCGUCAAGAAGGCGCAGCAAGAGGACUUCAUACGUGAGUGGUGGGGUCUGCCCGAGAAGGACGCAGAGACGAGGAGGAAGGAGGAGGAGAAGAUGCGCCAGGCCGAGAGGGUUGGCGGUUAUGCUGCCAGGGAUCGGAAGAGGUGGGAAGAGGAGAAGGCUGCUGCCGCCGCUGCGGAAAAGAGGUAA
Messenger RNA from Colletotrichum truncatum, 519 nucleotides. The record is from RefSeq and is a predicted model, not a curated record. NCBI's taxonomy places the organism in Eukaryota, Fungi, Ascomycota, Sordariomycetes, Glomerellales, Glomerellaceae.